CGAGACCGGAAGCAAAGCAAACAGACUGCUGGUACUCGAGCUCUUCGGCCCUAUCUCAGGUCGGCAUUAAUAUUUCUACUUUUAACGGCAAAAUAUGUCAAGCACUUAUCCAGUCGUGAAUGAUACAGAGGUACGUAACCGUGGUGACUUAGGAGGGACGUCAAGUCGAUGCGUUUGUCAGAGCACUGUCAGCGCUCACAGACACAGUGAACAGAAUGACCUCAGGCAAAGAGAUAGACCACACAAUGUUUCAACAGCACAGCCGCAGGCAGCAGAAGAGCCUGCACCAGGGGCUGCAUUGGUGGAUGACUGUGAGAGGCUGGGCACUCUGUUCGGAGAGCUCAAUAAGUGUUUGAGAGGUAUUGGCUUCACCCAGCUUUACUUUGGAGAGAAGAUUGUGGAGCCUGUGGUCGUGCUGUUUUUUUGGUUGCUGCUUUGGUUUCUGGGUAUCCAAGCUCUCGGCCUUGUGGGAACUCUAUGCAUUGUUAUAAUUUACAUCCAGAAAUAACAGAUGUGACUUGACUAAUGGGCAGAUGCCGCAACUGAUGUGCAUUUGCUGUUCAUAGCCAGUGCCAAUGGGAGAGAGGAAAAACUCCUUUCUGAAAAAAGCUGAUUUUAAUGAAUGCCAUUGGAGCGAAUUACCCACAAACACCGAUCUCUGUGUUUUGCCUUCUUUAUAUGUAGUUAUGCAGGAGAGGGUGUGUGAUUGUAGAUAAUAAGAGCAUUUGUUUAUAAUAUUGGGAUGAUUCAUCCAAUCUAUGCAUAGAUGUGCACUCUGCAGUAUAUACAGUAUGAAAGGUAUUUCUGAUAAGCAUGCUUCCCUUAAAAACUUGCUUUAACAAAAUGGGUGCAUAUUGAUAUGCUGACUACCACUAGUUUAAAGGACCUUUAAAUGUAAAGAAAAUUGAUCUAACCUGAUUCUACAUCUCAGAUAUACAGUCAUUUGAUAAGACAAUGGUGCAGUUGAUGAAUGUAUACUCUUCUUUGCCCAGGUCAGCCAUGCAUUCUCCACACAAUUGCACUAGAGGGCAGCCUUCUUAAUUCUCCUUUUAAAAUGUGUUGAGAAACAUACCAGACAACAGUAAUCCUUCCGUGUUAAAACUUGAAUGUGCUCAGACACUGCAUGUGAAUGUUCUUGGGCUAUUUGGGACAUCUUGCAGUUCUUAGAUGUCUCUGACAGUGUGAAUUAAAAUGAAUUAAACAAAAUGCACCUAUUGCCUAAGUAGAGAAAAAUAAUUCUUCAACUUUAUUAAAACCUUUGCACUGUAUGCUCCUGUUUAUAUUCAUUUGAUAAGAAAAGUGUUUAUUCAUAUCAGUUACUUUUACUUUGAUCUGCUCCUGCACUGUCUGUUGUUCUUAUAAAAGUAUGAUUCAAGAUCAGUUUCAAUGAAAUUAAAGAAUCAUUUGUUUUGUCAAAAUUGCAAAUACAGUAUGCAACAAAGUUUUCUAGUUAGAAUACCUCCGUUUGGGAUGACCCAUGUUCAGGCACUGUAUUCUUUAUGAAAAUAUUAUUUUUGAAAAUUAAUAAAUGAACGCUAACUUUUUAAGCAAGAUUAAGCUAUUGUUUAUAUAACUGUGAAAAUGUUUGCAAGAUGAAAUCACUUUACAUUUGUGAAAAUCAUGUUUAUUUGUAAACCAUGGUUGAUUAUGGUUAUUUGUGGUACUGCUGUAAACCAAUUAUUUAUUUGGUAUAUAAUAAUACAGUUUAUAAUUGCUGAUGCAAUGCCACUUAACAGGAUUUAGCUUUUAUAAAUACAGUAUAUCAGUCUUUUUUUCCAUUGUGAAUCAGGGACGGUUUGCAAAUGCACCCAUGCCAUGGAUCAUACAGUUUGCCAUAAUUUGAUAUAUAAUUUAUGCCACAAUGCUGUUUUUUUGGGUGGUGGUGGUUGUGGCCGAUUGUGAGAAAUACAUUUAUGUAUUGUUUAUUUUGAAAGGAUUCGUUUUAAAAAUCAUUUGCAAUGUAAUUGAAAUUUAAAGCUGCAUUAU
Molecule: messenger RNA, 1986 nt
Organism: Xyrauchen texanus (razorback sucker)
Lineage: Eukaryota; Metazoa; Chordata; Actinopteri; Cypriniformes; Catostomidae
Exons: 2
Coding region: 95-508 (137 amino acids)
Cellular component (GO): intracellular membrane-bounded organelle
Source: RefSeq, a predicted model, not a curated record